AUUAUUUUUAACAUUAUUUUUUUGGUUCUAUUGGAAUGCCCACCCAACGUGUGCACAUUAUAACGUGCCGAAUAGAUCGCGAUCGAUCUAUUGCUUCAAGGAAUCCGAAUAAUCCCUCCCUUUCUCUGCUCGGCUAUCCCCGGUUUGUCGGUGUCGAUCAAGAUUAUCCGUCCGAAUUCCGGAUACCCAGACUACAAUCCUUCCCCAUCAAACCAGUCAUGAAUCCCGAAUAUGACUACUUGUUCAAACUCUUGCUGAUUGGAGAUUCUGGAGUUGGAAAAUCAUGUCUUCUUCUGAGAUUUGCUGAUGAUUCUUACGUGGACAGUUACAUUAGCACAAUUGGUGUCGACUUUAAAAUACGCACUGUGGAGCAAGAUGGAAAGACCAUUAAACUUCAAAUUUGGGAUACGGCUGGGCAGGAGCGCUUCAGGACAAUUACUAGCAGUUACUACCGCGGGGCACAUGGCAUUAUAAUAGUUUACGAUAUAACAGACCAGGAGAGUUUCAACAAUGUUAAACAAUGGUUGAGUGAAAUUGAUCGAUAUGCCAGCGAGAAUGUGAACAAAGUUCUAGUUGGAAAUAAAUGUGACCUCACUUCUAAAAGAGCUGUGUCCUAUGAAGAAGCCAAGGCAUUUGCAGAUGAAAUUGGCAUUCCAUUCAUGGAAACAAGUGCAAAAGAUUCUACUAAUGUGGAACAGGCAUUCAUGGCCAUGGCUGCUGACAUUAAGAACAGGAUGGCAAGUCAACCAGCUAUGAACAAUGCAAGGCCACCUACGGUGCAGAUACGAGGGCAACCUGUUGGCCAGAAGUCAGGUUGCUGCUCUUCUUAGUCGGUUCUGUCUCCUUUCGAGGACAUGCAAGUUAUUUCUUCAUUGCUCACUUUUAUCGUAGAAGACCAACCUCCCUCUUCGUUGCUCAACUUUUAUCAUGAAGACCAACCUCCAAAAAAGGCUGUUUUUUUUUUUUUUCUGUUUCUCUGUUUUGUAUGUAAAAUAUCACAGAAUUCCAAUUCGCUGUGUCUAUUUCAUCUUUGAACAGCUUCGUACACGGUUGCUUUACCCAUCGGUACCUUAUUUUUUGCUUCUAUCCUCAUGUCGAUUGUCUAGAAAGGGCGAAGCUUUUUAGUAACUGAGUCUGUUUGGAGGGAAAUAUCUGGAUUCUGGAGGAAAAGUUGUGAAUACUUUUGGGCAUUCCUAUAGUAGAAACAUGGAUUAAGUCAAUGAUUAAUUAUAUAUAAUCAUGCUGAAUUCCCAA
Rhododendron vialii is the source of this 1254-nucleotide messenger RNA. Its product is annotated as ras-related protein RABD2a. The transcript is spliced from 8 exons. The record is from RefSeq and is a predicted model, not a curated record. Gene Ontology annotation, molecular function: GTP binding; GTPase activity. The coding region runs from base 36 to 830 and encodes 264 amino acids. Lineage: Eukaryota; Viridiplantae; Streptophyta; Magnoliopsida; Ericales; Ericaceae.